GGGUACUCUCGUGAAGAUACGUUCUCUUGUGCGUGCACAUAGAAUCAUGGGGAUGCUGCGCUUUGACGGGCAAGUAGCUUUGGUGACGGGCGCGGCCGGUGGUCUCGGGCAGGAAUGGGCCAGAUCUCUUCAUGCACGAGGCGCGACUUGUGUCUUGGUCGACAUCGAUCCACGGGUUCUUCAGCUGGUGAAACCGGCGUCCUCGUCGUCCGAUGCAAAAUGGGAGUGCGUCGUGGCGAAUUGUGCGAACGAAAAGACCGGUCGCCAAGUGGUGGAGAACGUCCUCACCACGCAUGGUCGAGUAGACAUUCUUGUGCACGCGUCCACCCAGGUCCAAGACGCGGCCUUCCGCAAGAUGACGCGGUCCCAAUGGGACGCAGUGCUUGAGAACGACCUCACGUCCGCCUUCACCAUGACCCGCGCCGUGUGGUCCAGCAUGCGACAACAGAACUACGGCCGCAUCCUCCUCUGCACGAGCGCCAGUGGUCUGUACGGAAACUUUGGACAAGCCAACUACGCGACAACCAAGAGCGGGAUCUGGGGCCUGACUAAGGCGCUCAGUGUCGAAGGUCGCAAGUACAAGAUUGCCAUCAACGCCAUCGCAGCCGUCGCGGGCACGUCCCUCACCCAGUCCGUCAUGCCAGACAAUGUGUAUCGCCGCCUCAAGCCAGAAUACACGGCGCCGAUGGUAGUCUACUUGUGCCACAACGCUAGCUCUGAAAACGGCGGAGUGUUUGAGACGGGGGGUGGCUGGGUGGGGAAGCUGCGGCUCCAGCGCUCCGAAGGGGUCGGGUUUCCGUUGUCCGCAACUGCCGAAGAGGUUGCUACCUCGUGGGACCAAGUAACGGCCUUUUCAAGUCCGACGUACCCGACUUCGACCCAGGAUUCGUUUGGCCCGAUGCUAACCAACGUCAACCACCCGCCUGCGACACUGCACACGCCGCACUCGGCGGCAGUGGUCGCCGUGUUCCAUCGCCUUCGACAGACCCUGGAAAGACGUAGCACCCCCCUACGCGAAUCGGGCGGCCAUCUGCAUUGGACCAUUGGCGCAGCUACGUAUUCCAUUUCGCUGGCCUCCAACGCCGUCGUCGUCGUGGACGAUACCGCUACCGCUGCAUCGUCAAUUCCAGCGGUUGAUUUAAGCCUUGAAAUGACCGAGCAGGACUUUUUAGAUCUUGUGGCAGGCACGCUGCGAUUGCAACAGGCCAUAGCUGGAAAGAAGCUGACUUUGCGAGGUGAUAUCAAGUUGGCCAUGCGGUUGCAGCCGCUGCUAAAACUAUUGCAACAACCAGACGCAGCCUUGUCCAAGUUGUAAAGAAGGCAUCGGCCAUCGAACACUGCAAUGAACAAAAAUACGGAGAGACUGCUAUAAUCCAUGCUAGUACAGUAUAAUGAGAAGUGGGGCUGUUCUGAAGGCGAUAGUGUCUGGGUGCAUUUGGCAUUGUUACGGUGUACUAAUUACUAAUAAUAACAGCACAAUAAUGACCCAA
Messenger RNA from Aphanomyces astaci, 1490 nucleotides. RefSeq lists its product as hypothetical. Bases 47 to 1315 code for a protein of 422 amino acids. The transcript has 5 exons. Lineage: Eukaryota; Oomycota; Saprolegniomycetes; Saprolegniales; Verrucalvaceae. The record is from RefSeq and is a predicted model, not a curated record. Gene Ontology annotation, molecular function: oxidoreductase activity.